This is a messenger RNA of Medicago truncatula (barrel medic), 660 nucleotides long. Its product is annotated as F-box/LRR-repeat protein At3g48880. The coding region runs from base 1 to 660 and encodes 219 amino acids. The record is from RefSeq and is a predicted model, not a curated record. NCBI's taxonomy places the organism in Eukaryota, Viridiplantae, Streptophyta, Magnoliopsida, Fabales, Fabaceae. The transcript is spliced from 2 exons.
AUGACGCAAUUCUUGAAGUAUGCUUCAAGUUUGAGUGGCGGAAAUAUAAGUUGCGUAAUAUUCAAUUGUUAUGUCUACUUGAGUGAUGUACAUUUAACCUCGAUUGCUGAAAGGACUCCAAAUCUCAAAAGGUUAGUGUUUCCCAUAUCUGGCAACAUAUCAAAAAUUGGAAUAGAAACUGCAAUGAGAUCUUGGAGAGACCUUCAGUCCAUUACAAUUACCUCAGUUGUGCAUCAUUUUAACAUUUUUGAAGCAAUCAGAAAAUACUGCAAGAACAUUGUUAGCUUAAAGAUCACAGGUGGUUUUGAACAAUAUGAAGCUAGGGCAUUGGUUAAAUGCACUCCAAAUCUAAAGGUUUUGAGUAUUCGAAAGAUGAAAGUUAACAUGGGAGGUUUAUGUCACGUGCUUAAUAACUUGGAACAUUUGGAGGUGGUAAACUUAAGCCAUAGUCUUAUUGUGGAUAAAGUGGACGGUGCGUUUCAUUUAUACUCGAUUGAUGAUGUGCUAAGUCGUGUCAAUAUCUCAUGCAAGCUUAUCACUUGUCAAAUAACAACAAGCCAUAGGUGCAAGAAUCCAUUUGCGAGAAAUCCAAGAAGAAUGCCACAUGGAUCCUUGGAAAAUAUUUGGCGUGAAGAUGAGAUAAGCUCUCUUUCACAUUAG